AUGUCGUCGUCGCCAACGACACCCAUCAAAAAGGAAAAGGAGGCGUCGCCGCCAUCGCUCGUCACCAACACGGCGCGCAUCCCCUCGACGUCCUUCAGCGCCGCCUCGUCGCUCAGCGCGAGCUUUGAGCCGCUCAACUCGACCGAGAUCCUGGAGCGCGUGCCCAGCCCUGUGCUGCGUCUGGUUGCGGCCCUUGGUCCGGCGAUCCAUGCGGUGCACCGCCUCGUGCGCCUCGCCACCUGGACGGGCGGCAAGGCGUCCACGUCCGGCUCGGUGCUGCUGCUCGUCGGAUUCUGGCUCGCAUGCGCGUUUGGCUACGAGCUGCUGCGGUAUGCACCCCAGCUUGUUGUGCUCGCCUGGAUCGCCGUGGCGGGUCUGCGCAGGCAGCUGGCGUUUGCAAGGCCGCGCACCCACUCGCCCGCCAAGUCGCUCGAUGCACACACGCUCGUGUCCGCCGCAAGCAUCAAUGCGACGCUGCUCGAGCUGAGUGAGCUCGCGGACGUGUGGUCCAGCUUUCGCACGCACGUGCUCGUGCCGGCGGUGCAGCUGGUCUCGUGGGAUCCCAGCCCCAUGAGCACACGCGCCGUCGCAGCGUUCCUCAUCCUCACCUGGCCGCUGUGGCUGCUCGCCGUGCUGCCGCUGCGCGAAAGCGGAUUCCCCAGCCUCGUCCUCCCUGUAUCGGGCGCCGGCAUCAUCGCGUCCAUCGCAGCAUGGAACCGCUUCGUGUUCAAUCACAUCCUCAAGCUCGUCGGACCCGACCACCUCACCGCGCUGCAUGCCAAGGCCGCACCUGUCUAUGCGCACGUCGACCGCGCAUCCGCACUGCUCGCCCGAACGCCGCUGCCCGUAGUGUACGCGCAUCUGUGUGCCAUUGCUGCCAAGGUGAGGUGGGAGCAGUGGACCGAGUUCAACCUGACGCUGCUGCCGCCGUAUCCGAUCGGCGCGCUGAGCAUGCGCAGCCUCGUGUGCAUCGUGGGCACCGUCGCGCUCACGUGGUGCUCGCCGUGGUGCGCGCUCGUGCGCCAGGCCAUCUGGAAGAGCGCUACGAUCCGACGCAUCGUGCGCGGCACCGGGCGCGUGCUCAGCGGCCAGACCUCGCCUCGCCAGGCGUACGGCAAAGGCAACCUCGACGACGAGUACGCCCAAGGCCUGUACCACUCGGACCUCGCUGGCGCCCGCAACACCACGACUACGCUGGCCAAGCACGGUAAGGCUGCGGCACCGGGCGGUGGGGACGACAAGACGGUUCGGCACGAGGACGUGGUGUACCAGUUUUCGAUCUUUGAGAAUCAGCGGUGGUGGGUGGGGUUGGACUGGACGGCGGCGCUGUUGCCGCAGGAGCGUCCGAGCUGGUCGGACGAGUCGAACAGCCCCGUGUCGCCGCCGUCGUCGUUCAGUCUGCCGGCGACCAAGAUCAUGCUCACGCCCGCACCGACGCCGCAGGACCCCAAGGCGUUUACGCGCCGCACGAUCAAGUGGGCCUGGGUGGAUGCCGAGUGGUCGAUCGCCGGCGUGUCGUCGCGCGGCUACUACCCGUCGUCGGUGUACAAGGGCAGCGCCAAGGAUGCUGCCAUCCACUCGGCGCAUGCGCUCGGCGACAAGGACGCGCUCAACGCAGCUAAGCAGGGGUAUCUCGGCGAUGCACUCAACCGCAUCCGCGCACGCACGGACAAGGACAAGGACAAGGAGGAUGUCGGCGAUGUCGGMACCACCGUGCACCGCGUCGACGGGAGCGAGGAGGAGUGGGAUGUGGAUGCAGAUGGGUGGCAGUACGGCGACAAUGCGUGGGACAAGAUGUCCAACAAGUCCGGCAUGGGCCGCUACACGCGCCGCCGCAAGUGGCUGCGCAGAGCGGUGCUGAUCGAGCUCGUCGAGUACGGUGUGCACGGCCCCACCCCCUCAUCCCCCUCCCCCUCCGCCUCUGCACCCAAGGCCGAAUCCGCCCCCGCUGAGGUCGAGAAGGUAGACGGCAUCGACCCUGUGACGCCUCCCUCGACUGACGCCGACAUUGCCCCCGCCAGCACUGCUGAUGCUUCAUCUUCCCCAUCCUCAGCGCUGGGGGGUAAACGACCGAGCAUUUCGGACCGACUGGCCAAAGCGGCCUCAUAA
Moesziomyces antarcticus is the source of this 2109-nucleotide messenger RNA. RefSeq lists its product as uncharacterized. The transcript has a single exon. The record is from RefSeq and is a predicted model, not a curated record. The coding region runs from base 1 to 2109 and encodes 702 amino acids. Gene Ontology annotation, biological process: peroxisome organization. Lineage: Eukaryota; Fungi; Basidiomycota; Ustilaginomycetes; Ustilaginales; Ustilaginaceae. Gene Ontology annotation, cellular component: peroxisomal membrane.